AGAAUAACUAAAGUAGAGACACACAUGAGAUUUCCUAAAGCCAGUUACUCUCCACGGGCCUAAAAUGCGAGCAUGCCACAGAGGAUGAGCGGAGAUACAAAGCCGGAUAUGAAGCAAGAGGUGAUGAGGAGCAGCCAGGUGGUUUAGUCCAUUUAUUAAUUUUAUUCAUUAGUCUAGGUCAUUUCAUAGAUGCGGUGGCGGGUGGUACAGGCCAUCAGCAAGGUCUAGAUUAUAGCCUCAAACACCUUUCUGUCCUAAAUAUGAUGUCAAAUUCCAAGAUCCUACAAUAGCGGAGGCUGAGGACGAACCGGAUCCACGGGACGCAUGAAUUAAACAAUCAUCAUCACCUCACGUUUCCCUCCCUUAAUGUGCUCAAACGGAGGUGUGUGGAGGAGAGAGCGAUUCGAGCCCGCAGCCGAUGCCCGGAGAAAACAGCAGCCUGUGUGCAGGCAGCUGUGGACUACAGGAAGGUGGUACCCAAGUGUCGGUGUUUAUUAUCUGGGAUUUGACUCCGGAGGCGCGUCGCUGAGGUAUGGGCUGCGCUCCCAGUAUCCACGUCUCUCAGAGCGGGGUGAUCUACUGCCGAGACUCAGACGAAUCCAACUCCCCCCACCAGACCACCACCAUCUCUCAGGGCACCGCGGCAACGCUACACGGGCUCUUCAUCAAGACCGAUGCGGCCGAGACCAUCCCCUCCGUCAUCACCUACCAGAGCCGGCACUCGCGCAACAACUCGUACCGGGAUCGCAAGGAGAACAGCGGAGGACACAUCCGCAUCGAGGCCGAGACGCAGACGAGCCACACCAGCGUCAAGGUUUCAGCUACAGAAGAAUGUGUAGGACCUAUGAAACUGACUCAAGAGCCAAUCCAGGUCCUGCUGGUGUUCGCCAAGGAGGACAGCCAAAGCGAUGCUUUCUGGUGGGCCUGUGACCGCGCUGGGUUCAGGUGUAACAUUGCACGGACGCCCGAGUCUGCCGUCGAGUGUUUCCUGGACAAGCACCAUGAGAUUAUAGUCAUUGAUGGACGUCACUCACGAUACUUUGAGCCUGAAGCUGUUUGCCGGUUGAUCCGUGCCACAAAGCCCUCAGAAAACACAGUUAUUCUAGCCGUUGUGCCACAAAAACCGCCUGACCAGGACGAGCCAUCUGUUCUUCCUCUCCUCUGUGCUGGAUUUAGCAGAAGGUUUGUGGAGAACAGCAGCGUGUCAGCCUGCUAUAAUGAGCUCAUACAGAUUGAACAUGGAGAGGUGCGCUGCCAGUUCAAACUCAGGGCUUGUAACUCUGUCUUCACUGCUUUGGAGCACUGUCAAGAGGCUGUGGAGAUCACCAGUGAGGACCACAUAAUACAGUAUGUGAACCCAGCGUUCGAGCGGAUGAUGGGCUACCACAAGGGGGAGCUGAUCGGGAAAGAACUGACGGAACUCCCCAAGAGUGACAAGAACAGAGCGGACCUGCUGGACACCAUCAACACCUGUAUCAAAAAAGGAAAGGAAUGGCAGGGCAUUUACUAUGCCAGAAAGAAGUCAGGUGACAGUAUACAACAGCAUGUGAAGAUAAUACCUGUCAUUGGCCAAGGAGGGAAAAUUCGACAUUUCGUAGCCAUCAAGAGACCUCACAUUGACAACAACAAUCAGGUCCACAAGUUCAACAAGGAAGAGAGAUGCAGUGGAGAACAUUCUCAGUCAGAGUGCCAUUCUCUACGUCACCGGGACAGGAGGAAAGAUUCAAUUGAUGCGAGAUCGCUCAGCUCCCGUGGUAGUGACGCUCCCAGUUUACAGAAUCGACGAUAUUCCUCUGUCGCCAGGAUUCACUCCAUGACCAUUGAGGCUCCCAUCACCAAGGUAAUAAAUAUCAUCAACGCAGCACAGGAGAGCAGUCCGGUAACAGUGGCUGAGGCUCUGGAUCGUGUGUUGGAGAUCCUGAGAACCACCGAGCUCUACUCCCCUCAGCUAGCCUCCAAAGAAGAUGACCCCCACACCAACGACCUGGUUGGAGGGCUCAUGAGUGACGGGCUGCGAAGACUCUCUGGGAAUGAAUAUGUCUUCUGCAAAAAUAUGAGCCAGAGCCAGCUGGCCAUCCCAGUCACUCUGAAUGACGUGCCUCCAUCCAUUGCUGAGAUGCUGAAUGAUGAGGAAUGCUGGGAGUUUAACAUCCUGGAGCUGGAGGCAGCUACACACAAGAGACCGCUGACUUAUCUCGGGCUGAAGAUCUUCACGAGCUUCGGAGCGUGCGAGUUCCUGAACUGCUCGGAGGCCACGCUGCGCUCCUGGCUGCAGCUCAUCGAGGCCAGCUACCACUCCUCCAACUCUUACCACAACUCCACGCACGCUGCAGACGUGCUGCAUGCUACUGCCUACUUCUUACGCAAAGAGAGAGUCAAGAGCAGUCUGGACCAGCUUGAUGAGGUGGUGGCGUUGAUAGCAGCCACAGUGCACGAUGUGGACCACCCGGGCAGGACCAACUCCUUCCUGUGUAACGCUGGUAGCGAACUAGCGAUCCUCUACAACGACACUGCCGUGUUGGAGAGCCACCACGCAGCCCUCGCCUUCCAGCUCACUGUCCGGGACAGCAAGAGCAACAUCUUUAAGAACAUCGACAGGAAUCAGUUCCGAACACUGCGGCAGGCCAUCAUUGACAUGGUGCUGGCCACAGAGAUGACCAGACACUUUGAGCAUGUCAACAAGUUUGUCAACAGCAUCAACAAGCCAAUGGCUGCCAUAGAGGAGACCAGCACAAGUAGCAUAAACAGUGACUGUGAGGGUCAAGCUAACAUCAGGAACUCUCCAGAGAACCGUCUGCUGAUAAAGAGGAUGUUGAUCAAGUGUGCAGAUGUGGCAAACCCCUGCAGACCGCUCGAGCUCUGCAUCGAGUGGGCUGGACGGAUCUCAGAGGAAUACUUUGCACAGGUACAGGAUGAGGAGAAGAGACAAGGGCUGCCAGUGGUGAUGCCAGUGUUUGACAGGAACACAUGCAGCGUGCCCAAAUCUCAGAUCUCCUUUAUAGACUACUUCAUCACUGAUAUGUUUGACGCCUGGGAUGCCUUUGCCAGCCUGCCUGGUCUCAUGGAGCACCUGUCGGAGAACUACAAGUACUGGAAGAGCUUGGACGAAAUGAAGUGUAAGAGCCUGCGUCCUCCCCCUCCUUCUUGACCAAUUCCUUGUCACUUCCUGUCAUCCAUCAUUCUGAGCAGGGUAGGGACAGUAAAUGCAGCCCUGCGAUGGAACAGUUUCGUCAGCUGCGACUCUGUGUCCUCCCAGGCACCACCCUCCCCGGAACAUGGCCUAAAGCUGGGAAAUCAGGGACUCUGAGAGCAGACGUCACUGACUGAUGAACAGUGAGAUGCUGUUUCCAUCUCAAAUCACAGCCUCUUUUCUUGUGUGGUUCUAGCUGGAGGUGAUGUUCUGCCAGUGGAGAACAGGUUGUCAUUUGAGGCCCCCCAUUGACGCUCAGUUGCCACUUUACGGCCCGGUUAAGUAUUCCUAAUAGCACCUCUAUGAAACUGUGUGAACCUCAAGGCUCACCUGACAAUCUGUACCAUACAGUGUAAUACACCAGAAACCUGCACUUUAGCUGAUCAGGACUUUUUCAUUUUGAGCACCCUCUCCCUUAUUUGCUUUUCACAGUUUGUUUUUUUUUUUUCUUUAACCAAAUCUUUUCAUCUGCAUCUGUCUAUUGCUGUAAAAGAAACAUGGUGAACAAGAUGGCAACCAAAGCUAGAGGCACUGACUGAAAUUAAGGACCUAAAAAGAUCUGUUCAUGCUUAUCCGUGAGAGACACACUUUGACUUGUGUGCUGGGACUAAAGUCUUAAAAAUCAGAAGGUCCCUGUUGAUCCCGUACCUAGAACUAAGAAAGGGGAGAUCCAUUGACAGUUAGGCAAGUACCAGGUUCUAGUCAGAUGGGAGCGAACCAGCCAGCACCAAGGUUUUCUAAUUGUCCAGUCCCAUAUACAGAGGUGGAAUCAAAGAAGGGCUGUUUCUGUGAUCAUUGCUGGAUUUAAGGAUCAUGUAGCUACGUAACCAGUGAUGAAAUAUUUCAUCCAACUACUAUCUACUGUUAUGGUCAUUUCCUCUACAUCACGGUCUCCUGUGCACCGUGAAAGCAGUGAGUGGAGAUCAUUGUCAAACCAGUAUAUCAGAACAAAUGGAGGAACAGAGUUGCACUGUAUCAGAGCUGUUUAGAUAUCAGAUGUUCUAUACAUAGGUCUGUGACACUAACUGUAGACAUUUGCACCCCAAAAAAAAGUCAAAACAAAUGUGACUUGCAAGUAUCUGAACAAUAUAGAUAUAAGCCUUCUAUGUGAAGCUACACUGACUGUUGCAUGGUUGUAUGGACCUCACAGCGGCCUGACAGAUGUAUGAAGGAGCAGCAGAUGUAUGUUUGAAUCCCAGCAUGUAAGAACAGCAGCUGCAGAGCUAGCGUCUGCCUGCUGCUCCUAACACUAAUCAGCUCCAGCUCUCACAUGGUUUUUGUUAAACUGAUUUUACUGUAUUUCAAAUCCUUCACCUUGCAGUCAUUUGGCUCUUUCUUUUUCUUUUGGAGAAAUCUUGUUCCACAUGAUUUUCAAAUUAUCUAGAUUUAAAGACAAAAGCCAUCAGAUCAUGAGAUUCAUAUGAUGUGUCUGCCCUCUGGUGGCUAAAUGGUGGUGUUGCAGAAGUUGUACAUGAACAACAACAACAAAAAAAAAACCAUGCAUCAUUUGAAAGAGGGUGAUAAAUCAGAUUAGAUCCACAGGAAAUUAGUUAUUACUCCAUAUGGAAUGGGGAUAGAAAAGACAAU
Messenger RNA from Lates calcarifer (barramundi perch), 4777 nucleotides. RefSeq names its product phosphodiesterase 8B (gene pde8b). Gene Ontology annotation, molecular function: 3',5'-cyclic-AMP phosphodiesterase activity. The coding region runs from base 533 to 3148 and encodes 871 amino acids. The record is from RefSeq and is a predicted model, not a curated record. Gene Ontology annotation, biological process: signal transduction. Lineage: Eukaryota; Metazoa; Chordata; Actinopteri; Centropomidae. The transcript is spliced from 22 exons.